Miscanthus lutarioriparius is the source of this 552-nucleotide messenger RNA. NCBI's taxonomy places the organism in Eukaryota, Viridiplantae, Streptophyta, Magnoliopsida, Poales, Poaceae. The record is from the annotation of a GenBank genome assembly.
AUGGCGAAGCGCGCGUCGAGCAAACGGAGCUUCAGGUUGCCGUUCAUGUGCGGGCAGUCGGACGUGGCCAGCCCGAGGGGCGCGGCUGUCACGAGGCUGUCGUCGACGUCGUCGUCGUCAUUCGGCAGGGGGUCCAGGUCCGGGUCUAGCUCCAGCUCCAGCAGCAGGCACGGCGAGCUGCAGCGGAUCUUCCAGCACUUCGACCAGGACAAUGAUGGCAAGAUCUCCGGCGCCGAGCUGCGCGCCUUCUUCGUGUCCAUGGGCGACGACAUGCCGUCGUCGUACGGCGACGGUGGCUACAUGCUGGACUUCGCCGGGUUCGUGGCACUGAUGGAGAGGGAGGGCGGCCAGGAGGAGGACCUGCGGAGGGCGUUCGAGGUGUUCAACGCCGUGGAGUCCGCGGGCAGGAUCACGGCCAGCGGCCUGCAGAGGGUGCUCGCUCAGCUCGGAGACAAGCGUUCUGUCGCCGACUGCGAGGCCAUGAUUCGGGCCUACGACGUCGACGGCGACGGUGGCCUCGAUUUCCACGAGUUCCAGAGGAUGAUGAGCUAA